AAACUAUGGUGGAAAUAGACUAGGUGUGUAUUCAGGAGUGUAAGUUUUCAUUGUAAGUAAAUUUGGUUAUAUUUAACAAAUCCUAACUUUUCAUUAUCAGGUUUUUAAAAUUAUUUGCUACUGUAGGUUUCCAUACAAGUGAACUAUAUUGAUUUGCACCCUUUCUCUAAGUUUAAAAAAAACAGACUAUCUUUUACUUAAUUGUGGCUAAAUGGAUCUGGCUGAUAGAGGCAAAGAUAUAAAUAUAUUGGUGUAAAGGGACAAAUAAGAGAUAAGAGUAUAUUUAUUGCCCAUUUAUGUAAUUACAUGUGUCACUAAGGACAAAGGUCUUUAAAACAAAACGAUAGGCAGAGUAGAAACAUUUCCCUGCAUUUAGAUGGCUUUGCUUCCACUUCUCUCCAUGAAAAAUUUUUUCCUCCAUGAUUACAUAUCUUCCUAAUUUUAUAGUCACAUUUUGAGAACUUAAUCGUCUUCCUGGGCACAAAUCGAUGUCCGAAGAUAGGCUGCACUCCAGUAAAAAGAAAAUGAAGUUUUUUCAAGAGCAUUCAUAGUCUUCGAGUUGAGAGGACGGCACUUCCUGAGAUCUGAUAUCCUUGUUCUAUGAGGAAGUAUUGCUAGGACCACAGUACCAUGGAUGUGGCGGGUGAAAAUGAGGCCCUGCAGCAGUUCUUUGAAGCUCAGGGGGCCAACAGUACACUGGGGAACACAGCUCUGGAUACCAGCUUGCUGGAGGAGUUAAUGGGCCAUGACUUUGACUUAGGAGCCUUGCAACGCCAGCUACCAGAUACCCCACCCUAUUGUGCAUCAGACCCAUGCUCUCCUUCACAGAUCAAAGGUACAUGCUGCCGAACUCUGAGGCCUACAGCUGGGAGGACUCCAGCUACCUUUCUCCGCUCGGCAGCUGCAGCUGCAGCUGCACCUGGAAUGGUGCCUUCACAACCGCUGCAGAGCAUGUCUGAAAUGAGCAACUCUGAACAUACCCACAGUGGCUUUCACAACUGCUACCCAAGCACCAAUCAUCCUGUGACUCCGCUGAACCAAUCCGUGUCCUCCCACCUGGGCAUGAAUUGUUCUUACCAUCAGCAGCCUCUGUGCCACAACCCUGGGGACUCAUUGCCACCAGCCAAGAAGAGGAGGUACACACAGGUGCUGGAAGACUCUGGGGACUGCCAAGUAUGGGCCCACCAGUCCAAACCAAUGACAAGUAGGAGUUACAGCAGCGAAGUACAAGACCAUGAAAGUGAGGGACAGAGUGCAAUGCUCAUGGACCAGUGCUCUCCUGCUCUGAAGUGGCAGCCCUACCAUAUCGGCUCCUGGCACAGCUUAUUAAACAGCCAUUAUGAAAAAUUACCUGAUGUAGGCUAUCAAGUCAUCACCGACAAAGGAUUUAAUUUUUCACCAGCAGAUGAAGCUUUUGUUUGCCAAAAGAAGAACCACUUUCAGAUAUCUGUCCAUAUCCAAAUUUGGGGAAGUCCAAAAUUUAUCAAAACCCAAAUGGGCCUAAAGCCAAUAGAAAUGUUUUACUUGAAAGCUUUUGGAGUUAAGGUAGAAGCCACCAAUCAAAUAAUUGCUAUUGAACAGUCCCAAGCAGAUAGAAGCAAAAAGAUUUUCAAUCCUGUUAAAAUCGAACUACUGGCUGACCAGGUCACCAAAGUAACGCUGGGAAGAUUACACUUCAGUGAAACCACAGCAAAUAACAUGAGAAAGAAGGGAAAACCAAAUCCCGAUCAGAGAUACUUCAUGUUGGUGGUUGGACUGUAUGCUGCUAACCAAGACCAGUUCUAUUUGUUGUCUGCCCACAUCUCUGAAAGGAUCAUUGUACGGGCCUCUAACCCUGGGCAAUUUGAAAAUGACAUCGAAGCAUUAUGGCAGCGAGGACAAGUUCCAGAAUCUGUUGUCUGUCAUGGCCGAGUAGGAAUAAAUACGGAGGCACCAGAUGAAGCCCUGGUUGUCUGUGGCAACAUGAAAGUGAUGGGGACAAUCAUGCAUCCCUCUGACAGCCGGGCGAAGCAGAAUAUCCAGGAGGUUGACACAAAUGAACAGCUGAGAAGAAUUGCCCAAAUGAGGAUUGUUGAAUACGACUACAAACCUGAAUUUGCAUCUGCAAUGGGAAUAAACACUGCCCAUCAAACAGGAAUGAUUGCCCAGGAAGUGAAAGAGAUCCUGCCCAGAGCUGUGAGAGAGGUUGGUGAUGUCACCUGCGAAAAUGGGGAAAAGUUGGAGAACUUCCUCAUGGUCGAUAAGGACCAGAUCUUUAUGGAAAAUGUAGGUGCAGUGAAGCAGCUCUGCAAACUAACCAACAACCUCGAAGAAAGAAUAGAAGAGUUAGAAACAUGGAACAGAAAGCUGGCCAGGCUAAAGCGGCUCAGUAGUUCGAAGUCCUCAGUCAGUGAAGCAAGCUCAAUCAGCAAAUUUAGCAGAGCUGCUAGUGUGUCUUCUCCAAGAAGGGCCGUUCCCAAAAAACCCAACAAGGUUUAUUUUUCAGGAAAAAAACAGUCGUGUCCUAACUGGGUUUUCCAGAGCUUGGUUAUAGCUCUAAUUGCUGUGAUGGCAUUUUGCGCCUUGACAAUAGUCUCCAUUUACAUACUUAGCUUGAAAGAUCAAGAUCAAAGUGCCCCAAAUCUCCUUCCAAGCAAUAUCACAAGCUCUCAGGAGCCAGCUCUGCCACCCAUAGCCUCCCCCUCAGCACUUAAUACAUCCCUGGCAACCGCACAGCCCUCCCUCCAAGUACCAGAAAUAACUUUCUGUGAGGUCCUGCCAUGUCAGGAGACUUACUGCUGCCCCAUCUGGGGAAUCAGAAGUGUCUUUUCAAGUCCUGUGCAAAUACAAUCCGAGGAGGGGAAGGAACUCCAUCAGAUGCCAUGGGCAGAAGAUAGAAGGAAAACAUUCCUGGCAAGAAAUGAGCAAACCGGCCCUGACUGGGGAAGUGACUGGACUGAUACAACCAUCAGUUCUAUUCAGAUUAUGGAAAUCCAGCAAAGGAUAGAUCAUCGGUAUUGCAGUAGAAGCCUCCAGUGCGGGUCUGGAAAUUACAAUUACAAUAUUCCUGUUAAUAAGCACACACCCACUAAUGUCAAAUUCUCUCUGGAAAUCAACACAACAGAGCUAUUGAUAGUCUUCCAGUGCAAAUUCAUCCUUGGAAAUAUAUGUUUCCAUACUCAAAGCGAAGCCAAAGGGACCCAAAGUCAGAGCAAAAUCUCCCAGGAGAUGACACAGGGAUAUCAACACAUUUGGAGUCUCCCUGUAGCUCCUUUCUCUGACAGUGUGUACCAUUUUCGUGUAGCUGCACCGGAUUUAGCCGACUGUUCAACAGAUCCUUAUUUUGCUGGAGUAUUCUUUACAGAUUACUUCUUUUACUUCUAUCGACACUGUACCUAAUUUAUUCAGGUUUGGUUGGAAACUCUACCAAAGAAAAAUACUCCAAAUACAGUUAACAGAAACUCAUAUUCUCUUUGAAGUUUCUUUGUUCUUUUUGUAAAACAUUCACGUUUAUUGCUAAAAGACUGUUUCAGGCUUUGGCUUCCAACAGUUUGGAGACAUUAAUGAGGAGAAUAAAGUGUUUGCUGGAACUUGA
Messenger RNA from Trichechus manatus latirostris (Florida manatee), 3574 nucleotides. It is a transcript of the gene MYRFL, whose product is annotated as myelin regulatory factor like. Gene Ontology annotation, biological process: positive regulation of DNA-templated transcription; protein autoprocessing. The transcript has 25 exons. The coding region runs from base 631 to 3378 and encodes 915 amino acids. NCBI's taxonomy places the organism in Eukaryota, Metazoa, Chordata, Mammalia, Sirenia, Trichechidae. Gene Ontology annotation, molecular function: sequence-specific DNA binding; DNA-binding transcription factor activity. The record is from RefSeq and is a predicted model, not a curated record. Gene Ontology annotation, cellular component: nucleus; endoplasmic reticulum membrane.